Orycteropus afer afer is the source of this 942-nucleotide messenger RNA. RefSeq names its product olfactory receptor 10G3. Lineage: Eukaryota; Metazoa; Chordata; Mammalia; Tubulidentata; Orycteropodidae. Gene Ontology annotation, cellular component: membrane. Gene Ontology annotation, molecular function: G protein-coupled receptor activity; olfactory receptor activity. The transcript has a single exon. The coding region runs from base 1 to 942 and encodes 313 amino acids. The record is from RefSeq and is a predicted model, not a curated record. Gene Ontology annotation, biological process: G protein-coupled receptor signaling pathway.
AUGGAAAGAGUCAACAGCACACUGUUGACUGAGUUCAUCCUGACUGGAAUUCCCUACCCAAUAAGGCUAAGAAUGUUUCUUUUUGUCUUCUUUUUGCUCAUCUACAUCCUGACUCAGCUGGGGAACCUACUUAUUUUAAUCACUGUCUGGGUAGACCCACAGCUCCAUGCCCGCCCCAUGUACAUCUUUCUCGGUGUUCUCUCCAUCAUUGAUAUGGGUAUCUCCUCCAUCAUUGUCCCUCGCCUCAUGAUGAACUUUACUGUAGGGAUAAAACCCAUUCCCUUUGGUGGCUGUGUGGCCCAACUCUAUUUUUAUCACUUUCUGGGUAGCACCCAGUGCUUCCUUUACACACUGAUGGCCUAUGACAGGUACUUGGCAAUAUGCCGGCCCCUGCACUACCCUGUUCUCAUGACUCCUAAGCUGAGCACCUUGCUUGUAGUUGGAGCUUGGAUGGCCGGGUCCAUCCAUGGGGCUCUUCAGGCAAUCUUAACUUUCCGCUUGCCUUACUGUGGGCCCAACCAAGUGGACUACUUCUUCUGCGACAUCCCUGCGGUAUUGAGACUGGCCUGUGCAGAUACAAAAGUCAACGAGCUGGUGACCUUUGUGGACAUUGGGCUGGUGGUUGCCAGUUGCUUCUCUCUGAUCAUCCUAUCUUACAGACAGAUCAUUCAGGCCAUCCUAAGAAUCCACACAGCUGAUGGGCGGCGCCGGGCCUUUUCAACCUGUGGAGCUCACAUAACUGUGGUCACUGUGUAUUAUGUGCCCUGUGCCUUCAUCUACCUGAGGCCUGGAACUAACAGCCCCCUGGGUGGAGCAGCUGCCCUAUUCCCCACAGCCAUCACUCCUUUCCUCAACCCUCUUAUCUACACUCUGCGGAAUCAAGAGGUGAAGUUUGCCCUAAAGAGAAUGAUAAGAGGCCCAGAGACUAAGAGUAAAGUUUGA